This is a messenger RNA of Carya illinoinensis, 408 nucleotides long. RefSeq names its product capping protein inhibiting regulator of actin dynamics-like. The transcript is spliced from 2 exons. The coding region runs from base 1 to 408 and encodes 135 amino acids. NCBI's taxonomy places the organism in Eukaryota, Viridiplantae, Streptophyta, Magnoliopsida, Fagales, Juglandaceae. The record is from RefSeq and is a predicted model, not a curated record.
AUGUCCCCAUCCCUGACCCCAACUCAAUGUUCUGGCACUACAAUUGAUUCAGCUUUUGAUAUAGAGGGGGAUAAUGUCAUGGAGAAUGAAGAGAAAGAGUUUUAUCGCCUUAAGGCCGAGAAUUUGGAGUAUGACAAGGAAAAAGAGGAAAAAAAAUUACGCCAUGAGGAUGAACGACUGAGGUUGGAGGCCGAGAAGAUGGUAAUUGAGAGGGAAAAAGAGCUCAAUAAAAUUUGUCAAGAGGACGAAAGGCUGAGGUUGGAGGCGCAGAAAGUGGAGCUCGCAUUGAAAGAUCAAGAUCAGCGCAUUAUGAUGAUGGACGUGAGUGCCAUGCCUGAAAUGCAGCGGUUAUAUUUCCAGCAACUCCAGAGGGAAAUCAUGGCGAGACGCAAUACUUCUAAAGAUUGA